AUGCAGGAUUUAACUAAUCAAGAAAUAUCCGAUAAAAAAGAUGUAAAAAGAAAAGCUGUUGUAGAUAAAAUCGACAUUGAAGAACGAAAGAUGAAAUUAGCUGAAAGGCAAUUAGUAUAUCGUAGAGCUCAAGCUGAAAUUGAAAAAUUAGAAUUAGAAAAUAUUAAAUUACGUAGAGCUUGA
Funneliformis mosseae is the source of this 183-nucleotide messenger RNA. NCBI's taxonomy places the organism in Eukaryota, Fungi, Glomeromycota, Glomeromycetes, Glomerales, Glomeraceae. The record is from the annotation of a GenBank genome assembly.